CGUUGCAGAGGCGUGUCAACCAGGACAGCCCUACAACAUCCAGAGCCUUGAGGAACUCGGGGCGGAUCUCAUCCACCCCCGGGGCCCUGCCGCUUCGGAGCUGUUUGACUGCCUCCGCGACCUCGGCCCCAGUGAUGAACGAGCCCACCACCAAAUCCCCCGGCUCAGGUCCCUCCUCGGAAUGCAUGUUGGUGGAAUUGAGGAGAUCCUCGAAGUAUUCCUUCCACCGCCCGACUAUACUCUCAGUCGAGGUCAGCAGCUCCCCAUCCACACUGUAAACAGUGCGAACAAAGGGCCGCUUCCCCUUCCUAAGCCGUCGGACAGUUUGCCAGAACCUCUUCGAGGCCGACUGAAAGUCUUCCUCCAUGGCCUCACCAAACCUCUCCCACGCCCGAGUUUUCGCCUCGCCAACCGCCCGGGCCGCAGAUCGCUUGGUCUGCCGGUACCUGUCAGCUGCCUCCGGAGUCCCACAAGCCAGCCACGACCUGUAGGACUCCUUCUUCAGCUUGACGGCACCCUUCACCUCUGGUGUCCACCAGCAGGUUCGGGGAUUACCGCCACGACUGGCACCAACAGCCUUGCGACCGCAGCUCCGGACAGCCGCCUCAGCAAUGGCAACGUUGAACCGGGCCCAUUCCGACUCCAUGUCCCCCGCCACCCCCGGAACGCGGUCAAAGCUUUGCCGGAGGUGGGAGUUGAAAACCAACCUAACAGGGUCCUCCGCCAGACGUUCCCAGCAGACCCUCACUGUUCGUUUGGGUCUGCCAGGUCUGUCUGGCAUCCUCCCCCGCCACCUGAUCCAACUCACCACCAGGUGGUGAUCAGUUGACAGCUCUGCUCCUCUCUUCACUCGAGUGUCCAGAACAUACGGCCGCAGAUCAGCCGAUACGACUACAAAGUCGAUCAGCGAUCUGCGACCUAGGGUGUCCUGGUGCCACGUGCACUUGUGAACACCCUUAUGUUCGA
Messenger RNA from Notolabrus celidotus (New Zealand spotty), 966 nucleotides. RefSeq lists its product as uncharacterized. The transcript has a single exon. Lineage: Eukaryota; Metazoa; Chordata; Actinopteri; Labriformes; Labridae. The record is from RefSeq and is a predicted model, not a curated record. The coding region runs from base 182 to 829 and encodes 215 amino acids.